Messenger RNA from Hevea brasiliensis (rubber tree), 1850 nucleotides. RefSeq names its product homeobox protein HD1. The coding region runs from base 741 to 1649 and encodes 302 amino acids. Gene Ontology annotation, cellular component: nucleus. Gene Ontology annotation, molecular function: DNA binding. The record is from RefSeq and is a predicted model, not a curated record. Gene Ontology annotation, biological process: regulation of DNA-templated transcription. NCBI's taxonomy places the organism in Eukaryota, Viridiplantae, Streptophyta, Magnoliopsida, Malpighiales, Euphorbiaceae. The transcript has 5 exons.
AAGGCUUUAAUCUUUUAGAUAAGGGCACAUAAGAAUCCUAAUCUCCUGAUAACCCAAGAUUAUUACCACCUAAUCCAAUUCUCUUCUGAUAUUACCUAGACAUCAAUCAAACCCCACUUAAGCUUAUGUCAAAAAAAUUCCAAGAAAUGGAAUAAAAAAGGAGCAAAAAAAGCAAUCAAAUUUGUCAGGCCACCAGAAGCAGCUUUAUCUGAUCUCUCUCUCUUCUAACCCUUUCAUAGUAAUGAUUCCACAGCUUCUCUCUCCAAGUCUUCUUCGCUAUAAAUCCAACCUUCAAUAUAAAUAUUUCUCUCUCCCUAUCUCCCUCUCCCUCUCCCUCUCCCUCUCCCACCUGUUUCAUGCUUGUGCAUCUUUUUAGCUUUCCCUGUGUAUGUAAAACUUCUGCAACAUCUCAGCACUGGUGCAGAAAGUUUUGUGUCUCAGAUCCCAAUAUACUGCCCUCCGGCCCCCUUUCUAUCUAUCUCUCUUACACCACUAACAAGAAAGCACUGUUCUUUCUCUCUCUUUCCCCCUUGCAGCACCCAUUAAACACUGUAUCACUCUGAAACACAAGGGUCUUUCUUGUGGUCCUAAAAACCCUCUACAGAUACCUAACCUAUCUAUCUUUGCUUUCUUUAUAAUUUCCCUUUUGUUUUUGUAAACUUUCCCUUUUUUACUUCUCUCUCUAUAUAUACAUAGAUAUAUGCAAACAUAAUACGUAUUCUAUUAGUCCUAACAUACAAAUGCAAGAACCAAACUUAGGCAUGAUGGGCAGUGAUAGUGGUAGUGCACUUGGUGGUUUAAGCAGUGGAAGAGAAGUUUCUGUGUCUCCAUCCGGUGACCAGACUCGCCAACUCAAGGCAGAGAUAGCUAGCCAUCCACUAUAUGAGCAGCUUCUAGCAGCCCAUGUGUCUUGUCUCCGAGUUGCUACACCGAUUGACCAGUUGCCUCUUAUAGAUGCUCAGUUAUCACGGUCUCACCAUAUUCUUAGGUCUUAUGCUUCACAGCAUAACCAACAUGGCCAUUCUCUCUCUCCCCAUGAGAGGCAAGAACUUGACAACUUUUUGGCACAGUAUUUGAUAGUAUUGUGUAGUUUCAAGGACCAACUUCAACAACAUGUCAGAGUCCACGCCGUGGAAGCAGUCAUGGCCUGCCGGGAAAUUGAAAACACUUUACAAGCUCUCACUGGAGCAACUCUAGGUGAAGGCACAGGUGCAACCAUGUCUGACGACGAGGACGAUAUGCAAAUGGAUUUCUCUUUAGAUCAAUCUAGUGCUGAUGGGCAUGAUCUUCUGGGAUUUGGUCCUCUGCUUCCAACAGAAUCUGAAAGGUCCCUGAUGGAGAGAGUUCGACAGGAAUUGAAGAUAGAAUUAAAGCAGGGCUUUAAAUCAAGAAUUGAAGAUGUCAGGGAGGAAAUAUUAAGGAAAAGAAGGGCUGGAAAGCUUCCAGGUGAUACGACCACAGUACUGAAAAAUUGGUGGCAGCAACAUUCGAAGUGGCCAUACCCAACCGAAGAUGACAAGGCAAAACUUGUGGAGGAGACAGGCUUACAACUCAAGCAGAUCAAUAACUGGUUCAUCAAUCAAAGGAAGCGAAACUGGCACAGCAACUCUCAAUCUGUGACAUCUUUGAAGUCUAAGCGCAAAAGGUAAAGGAACCAAAUUUAUUUGGCUCCUGAUGAAGACUCCCAAAGAAGAAGAAAGUUAGUUUUAUGUCGAUAUAGUUGUGAUGUGAUGUUGGGGUAAAUAGUACUUGCUAACAACCAGGAAAUGUAAUAGAUGAACUUGACAUAGCUUACACAUAUUCUUAUCCUUAACAGGGUAAUGAUAUUCUAUGUUUCAUCUCUCUUUUCA